AUGCCUAAUCCUUGCAAAGUUUGCGGCAAAGAAGACAGUAAAAAGUGUGGUCAAUGCCACAGAGUGUAUUAUUGCUCGGUUCAGUGCCAGAAAAAGGACUGGAAAAGCCACAAGGCAACGUGCAGCCCGAGGCAACCAGCAGAAACACAGAACCCUCUCCUUCGUGUCAGGGACAAACCCAUGCACGACAAAACUCAAGCCAAACCUGUCUUUGGCGAGCCGUUCACACUCGAAAAGUUUUUUCCUCACGUAGAGAAAAUCAAGGAGAACACUAAAAAAUGUGCACUUUCGUGGGUUGGCUUACGAAAAGCUGGGAAAAUGGACGUGGAUACCUCACUUGCAACCUGUUUUUGCUUCUUCACGAGCAAAGGAUGGGUUCGGGAGCACAUGAUGUGCAUGGAGGGGCCUCCGCCGUUGCAUAUUUUGCAGCAAAUUAUCGAUCAGUUUAAAGCUCACGCCUACAGCAUUUUUGUGGAGAUACGGUACAGAAAUCCUCGCUCGCUGGCUGUCAUGAAAGAAGGAGUAUUAUUACAGGUCAACGCCAGAGGUUACGACAAGAAGUUCUUCUUCGACCAGACCCGCAAAGGAAGAAGCGCGACUGGCGUGCUGUUGUCAGUGGACGACCCUGAAGAAUGCCACAUCUCGUUGUUUGAUAGUUCUGGCCUUACAUUUCACUGA
Molecule: messenger RNA, 678 nt
Organism: Porites evermanni
Lineage: Eukaryota; Metazoa; Cnidaria; Anthozoa; Scleractinia; Poritidae
Source: the annotation of a GenBank genome assembly